Canis lupus familiaris (dog) is the source of this 3413-nucleotide messenger RNA. RefSeq names its product LINE1 type transposase domain containing 1 (gene L1TD1). Bases 376 to 2970 code for a protein of 864 amino acids. The transcript has 5 exons. Gene Ontology annotation, molecular function: single-stranded RNA binding. Lineage: Eukaryota; Metazoa; Chordata; Mammalia; Carnivora; Canidae. Gene Ontology annotation, cellular component: ribonucleoprotein complex. The record is from RefSeq and is a predicted model, not a curated record. Gene Ontology annotation, biological process: retrotransposition.
UAGAAUCUUCCCGACUCCGCCAGGGGAGGGGAGGAGCCGGCAAAACCGGCUGAGCCCCCCCUCGCUCCUCCCUUGGCGCGCUGGUGCGUCCGCAGGCUGGGUCCCUUCUGCAGACACUGAGACUGCUGUGCAGGAGACCAAGUCCUGUUCUGCAGAGAACUUUCUUCCAAGUGAUCGGUCUUCGCUGGGUACGCAGAAGCCAGAUCCACCAGAGCCGGCCCUCCUGCUCCCUCCCUCCGUGGGUUACCCUUCCAAGACGCUUGCUCCAGCCUUGCAGAUGAUAUAUAUAUUAUAAAGAUUUUUGAGUUUGGGAAAGUCUAGCAGACCUGCAAGAACAAAAGUUACUCUUCAGGAAAAUAAAACAACAUAUCCACAAUGUCCAUUGCAGAGUCAGAAAUUGUUAGACUUGCAAAGAAACAGGAAUGUAGCAACCAUAGGGAAGGCAUUCAGUUGCUAGAAGACCAGGAGAUGGCUCAGGUAUUAGAUUUAAAAGGCAAAGAUGUGUCAGCAGUUAUGCUGAUGAAGUUUAAAGGCUUGAUGGAAAGCCUGGAGUUAAUGGUUGAAGAGAUAAGGGAAUCCUUUAAAAAUGACCUAAUGGAAAUUUUAGGAGUAGAAAGUAAAAUACCUGAAGUGAAAAAUAAAAACAACACCAAUACCAAAAAGGAGUGGCAACAAAUAAAAGGCUCAACCACACAAAAACCAUGUUCGGUAGAGAAAAUAGAAGGAGCAAACUCUGACAUAGUUGAAGAUACUGAAAAUGUGGCUUCUAAAAGAAAAGAAAUAAGUGAACUGAGUAGCAAAUUAGACAAACCUGAGGACUACAGUGUGGACCAAGGCAAGGAAUUGUCCCAUGAUGAAUCACAAAAUGACAAAGUCCUGGAAAGUGUGGAGGAAACCAGAGGCAAUUUAGACAACACUUGUGAAGAUUGUAUCAUACUUACAGAAGUAACACAAGAGAACCAAGAGAUUGGAGAAGAUGAACAGGUCAAAGAAAAAGAGGAAAAAAUCCCUCAGAAUUUAGAGAAUAAAGAGAAAACUCUAAAAGCCUCCAGAGAAGAUGAAGGAGCAGUACUUAGGUUGACAGCAGACUUUUCAUCAGCAACACUGGACGUUAGUAAGCAAUGGAGUAAUGUCUUCAACAUUCUGAGGGAAAAUGAUUUUGAACCUAAAGUUCUAUGCCAAGUUAAGUUAACAUUUAAGUGUGAUGGUGAAGUAAGGACCUUUUCAGAUAUGCAAAGUCUCAGCAAUUUUACUAGCCAAAAACCAUUUAUGAACAAAUUACUGAAAGGUGUACUCCCACAAAAUGAAAAAAUAAAGAAAGGAAGAAGUUACGGAAUUCAAGAAAAAGUGGAAAAAACUCGAUUAGAUUCAAAGAAUGGAGCUGAGGGGGAAGUCAGUGAUGGCUUGAGCUUUCUCUUUGUUAAAGAAGUAAAGGUUGCUGAGCCAGAGGAGGUGAAGAAUUUAGAGAUGCCAGAAGAAGACUCUUCAGAGCUGGAAGAUGAGGAAGAAGAGGCUUCGGGCCUGGAGGAAGAGGAAGAAGAGACUUCAGGGCUAGAGGAGGAGGAAGACACUUCUGAGCUGGAAGAAGAGGUGGGAAAUGAGGCUUUGGUGCUGGAGGAGGAAGGAGAAGAGGAGGCUUCAGUAUCCUAUAAGAAACCAGCUUCAACAUUUCAGUGUCAUUCUGUGGUAAAUACAAAAUAUGGAGUUGAGGAAAAAAACAGUAAUGACUUGGAGAUUGUUUUAAUUGAAGAGGUAGUAGAAGAUUCUGACCCAGAGGAGGAAGAAGGUUCAGAGUGGGAAAUGGAAGUAGUCUUAUCUUGGGAGGAAGGAGAGGACUCUGAAGUAGAAAAUAUAAAGACUGCCUCCCAGAUUGAGAAAAAAGAGGCCUCAGAUGGACUUAAAGAAAUUGCCUGUGAUUAUUUGGCUCGGGACUUUGAGAAGAAAAAACUGGUGAAAUACCAGAUGGUACAAAAAGCCCAGAAUAAAGAGGAAACAGCUAUGCCCAGAAACCAAGGAAUUGGGACAGUCUGUCGUACCUUGCGUUUGGCCUCUCCCUCAACAUCACUAGAGCUAAGUCCUGAUAAGCAGAAAAGGCAUUUAAGUACAAAUUUGAGUACUCCAUCAGGGAUCACCAAAUUUUUAAGGAAAACUGAGAAAGGGCGACACAAAACCCUACAAACAGAUGCACAAACGUCUAAAGAAACAGACUUAAUACAAGAAACAGAAGAAAACUUUAGAAGAAAUAUAAAUACCAACUUUAGAGAGCUACAGGAGGAGGUUGCCAAUAUUAAAAAUUCUCUUCCAGAGGUCUUAGAAAUAAGUUCUAUAGAUGUUCUGAAUAGCAGAAUAAAUAUACUUGAGGAGAGAAUGGACAGCCUAGAAGAUCGUAUUGAAGAAUUCUCUAAGGAUACAAUGCAAAUGGCCAAACAGAUAAUAAAUAAAGAAAGGUCAAGAGACAUAGAGGAUAGAUCGAGAAGUUCCAACAUCCGUUUGAUAGGAAUUCCAGAAAAAGAUAAUAAAGAGAAUGGAGCAGAAGAAAUAAUUAAUGAAAUCAUUGAAGAAAACUUUCCAGAGCUAAAGGAUUCAAGUCCUGCGGUUGUCAGUGCUUAUCGAAUACCUAGUAAGAUUGAUGAGAAGAGACUCACUCCUAGACACAUCUUGGUGAAAUUUGGGAAUUCUAGUGACAAAGAAAAAAUCCUAAAGGCUUCCAGAAAGAGAGAAAUAACAUACAGAGGAAUGAGAAUCAGACUGACCGCAGAUUUAUCAUUGGACACUCUAGAUGCUAGAAGUCAGUGGAGCAAUAUAAUACAAAUUCUGCAGGCAAAAGGCUUUACACCUAGAAUCCUAUACCCAGCCAAAUUGGCAUUUGAUUUUGAAGGUAAAAUGAAGACAUUUUUUGAUACUGAAGAGUUCACAAAGUUUGUUUCCUGCACACCGUCUUUGAAAGAAUUACUGGAGGAUAUACUUUAGCCAUCUAGGAUGAGUAUAAUAAACCUGUACACACAGUACAUAUUACCUUCCUCUCACAGCAAAAGCCAAAAAGGAAAACAAAAAUAAAAUGCCACAAUCCUACCCAGGAGGAUGGAUCGUGAACAGUAUACUUUGGGGAGAAGGGGAAAGGAACUUUACAGAUGCUUCUUAGAUGUUGGUGAAGUUAAAGGGUGUAUUAAAAUUAGUGUUAAUCAUUUUAGCUUCUGUAGGAGUAGGCUUUCCAAACUACUGGGGAGAGGGAGAGAAUCCAUGUAAACAGGAAGAGGUGGGGUGAAAGCAAUAGAAAAGCACAGGAAAAAAGAUAACAGUAUAAGUAGGGAAAGAUGCAAAACUUGAACUUUUAUUGCAAGAAGAUAUUCAACUUUAUAUCCUUUAUCAUGAUGUGAAUCUUCAAUCUGUAUAUUAAACCUUUUUCCUUUGAA